This is a messenger RNA of Sapajus apella (tufted capuchin), 4073 nucleotides long. RefSeq names its product zinc finger FYVE-type containing 28 (gene ZFYVE28). The transcript is spliced from 13 exons. Gene Ontology annotation, biological process: negative regulation of epidermal growth factor-activated receptor activity. Gene Ontology annotation, molecular function: metal ion binding. The record is from RefSeq and is a predicted model, not a curated record. Gene Ontology annotation, cellular component: early endosome membrane. Bases 335 to 2998 code for a protein of 887 amino acids. Lineage: Eukaryota; Metazoa; Chordata; Mammalia; Primates; Cebidae.
GUGACCGGCGGAGCGCCGGGUGUCAGUGAGCCGCGAGGAGCCGCGCGCCCCCGUGCCCGCGUCGGUCCCUGCGCCGAGCGCCCGCUCCCGGGUCUGAGGGUCCGCCCGGCGCCGCUCGCAGAGCAUCCUCAGGGCCGCGCACCUGCCCCGCGCGCCCGCCCCGCGCACCUGCCCGCCGCCCGCUCGGCGCCCCCGGCUCCGCUGCCUCAGCCGCCCCGCGACUGCGCGGGAACCCCGGCCGUGCCUCCGCGUCCGCCCCGCGCCGCAGCCGGGCCGGGGCGCAGCGCUGCGGAGGGCGAGGGCCUCCCGGAGCCCGGCCAGGGCCGCCGCGGCGAUGAUGAACAGGUUCCGAAAGUGGCUCUACAAACCGAAGAGGUCGGACCCGCAGCUGCUUGCCCGGUUCUACUACGCCGACGAGGAGCUGAACCAGGUGGCCGCGGAGCUGGACAGCCUGGACGGGCGGAAGGACCCCCAGCGGUGCACGCUGCUGGUUAGCCAGUUCCGCUCCUGCCAGGACAACGUACUGAACAUCAUUAACCAGAUCAUGGAUGAGUGCAUCCCCCAGGACCGCGCCCCGAGGGAUUUCUGCGUCAAGUUCCCUGAGGAGAUCCGGCACGACAACCUGGCUGGCCAGCUGUGGUUCGGAGCUGAGUGCCUGGCCGCCGGCUCCAUCAUCAUGAACCGGGAGCUGGAGAGCAUGGCCAUGCGCCCGCUGGCCAAGGAGCUGACGCGCAGCCUGGAGGACGUGCGGGGCGCGCUCCGCGACCAGGCGCUGCGGGACCUGAACACCUACACGGAGAAGAUGCGGGAAGCGCUGAGGCACUUCGACGUCCUGUUCGCCGAGUUCGAGCUGAGCUACGUCUCGGCCAUGGUGCCCGUGAAGUCUCCCAGAGAGUACUAUGUGCAGCAAGAGGUCAUCGUGCUCUUCUGCGAGACAGUGGAGAGGGCACUGGACUUCGGGUACCUGACCCAGGACAUGAUUGAUGACUACGAGCCGGCCCUCAUGUUCAGCAUCCCCAGGCUGGCCAUCGUGUGUGGCCUCGUGGUCUACGCGGACGGCCCCCUGAACCUGGACCGCAAGGUGGAAGACAUGUCCGAGCUGUUCCGGCCCUUCCACACGCUGCUGCGGAAAAUAAGGGAUUUGCUCCAGACGCUGACGGAGGAGGAGCUCCACACGCUGGAACGGAACCUCUGCAUUUCCCAAGACGUGGAGUUCCCCAUCCGCGCCGACGUGCCGGGGCCCGCUGCCCUGGCACCUGCCCUCUCUGCUCCUCUCCCGCCCGAGGGGCCACUCUCAGCCAAGGCCAAAGACCCAGAUGCAGAGCUGGCCUGCUCCAUGCAGUACGACGACCAGGAGCUGGAACAGCUCAGCCGCAUGGUCCACAGGGCGGGGGACGAGAUGUCCUCUCUGCUGUCACCACCCAGUGCCUGCCAGUCCCCCGCACACAGGCCGGGACCCGAGGGCAGCCCGGGCCGGGAGGCCUCUCCAGGCAGAGCCCGCCUGCGGUCGGGCAGUGAUGAGGAGGAUCGAGUGUUCUUCAUGGAUGACGUGGAGGGGUCGGCAGAAGCCCCGGCCAGGCCCGAGUCCCCAGGUGGCCGAUUUGGGUGGGCCGGCAGUGCCCAGGCCGACCGCCAGGAGAAAGGGCAGGGCGGUCCGGGCGGCGCAGCGCGGGUGGACGUGCCCGCCUCGGAAAAGGAGCAGGACUUGUGCAACAACAACCACCCCGAGGCCCAGGGCGCGGGCAAGGCCAGCCUCGCGGGCUCCAGCUCCUGCAGCUGCCUGGACUCGCGGCUGCGCCUGGACGGCUGGGAGGCGGGUGCCGACCACGCCGAGACGGCAGAGAUGAUCGCCCACCGGACGGGGGGCAUGAAGCUCUCGGCCACGGUCAUCUUCAACCCCAAGUCGCCCAGCUCCUCAGACUCUGCCGUCGCCACCCAGGAGACCGCCUCGGAGCCCGUGGCCGGGGGGGUGGAUGGCGGCCCCCACAAGCUUAGCGCUGCAGCCACCAACUGCCUCCUGCAUUCCUGCGUGUGCUGCGGGAGCUGCGGGGACAGCAGGGAGGACAUGGUGGAGCGUCUGCAGAAGUGCAGCCCGGGAGGCGUCAUUGGCGCCUCGUAUGCUGCCGGCUUAGCCAAGGCCAGCGACGGGACCGCUGAGGGACAGGGGGAGGCGCCCCCACCCGCGGAAGAUGCCUCCGACGGGCAGGAGCCCCAAGCCCCCACUUCCAACAAGUGCCUGCCUCCCAUCUCAGGUUCCCAAGUGGACACAGCGAAUGGGCCGCCAGGAGAGGCCAGGGCUGCAGGUCAGCCGGAGCCCGAGGCCAGAGAGCUGGAUGCCGGGAGCCCCUCGGCCCAGGAGGCGCCUCAGCCCCUGUUGGGCUCCAGCAGCUCCGCGGCUGGGUCUUGCUCCUCAGACAAGACGGGGCCAGAGGCGGCCCCAGCAGCCACGCCCGUCGCCCCACAGGCCACGAGAGAGAAGAUCCGGUCCAGGUUCCAUGGCAGCCACGACCUUAUUCACCGCCUGUUCGUCUGCAUUUCAGGUGUGGCUGACCAGCUGCAAACAAACUAUGCCAGUGACCUGAGAAGUAUUCUCAAAACGCUGUUUGAGGUCAUGGCCACCAAGCCAGAAGCAGAUGACAAGGACAAGUUAAGGAAGGUCACCCAGACUCUGCGGAGUGCAGCCUUGGAGGACUGUGCACUGUGCCAGGAGACUCUGUCGUCCUCGGAACUGGCAGCCAAGACCCGCGAUGGGGACUUUGAAGAGCCCCCUGAGUGGGUGCCAGACGAGGCCUGUGGCUUCUGCACGGCGUGCAAGGCACCCUUCACCGUCAUCCGCCGGAAGCACCACUGCCGCAGCUGCGGGAAGAUCUUCUGCUCCCGCUGCUCCUCACACUCAGCGCCGCUGCCCCGCUACGGGCAGGUGAAGCCGGUCCGAGUGUGCACCCAUUGCUACGUGUUCCACGUCACACCCUUCUACAGCGACAAGGCCGGCCUGUGACGCAGCGCCAGGGGCAGCCCAAACCCGCCCUGGGCCAGGAACCUCCAGGAAGGAGGGGCAGUGCUGCAGGCGGGUCUCACAGCGUCUCAUGAGCCCCCGCCACUCCAGGGCUGCCCAGACCUCUAGAGUAUCCAGAGCCUCUGUCUCGCCCACCCUGCCUCCCCGCAGGGACCCCAGCCGGCUGCAGGGGCUGACAGGAGGUCAGCUUUGCCCAGCAGUGGACCCGGAGGAGCCUGGUGGCUUGCCCAGGGCAGGGUGCCUGGCGGGGAAGGCACGUCGGAGCUCUUCGGGGGCUGUGGGAAUCGGGGUGGGUGCUGGAGGUGGGCGGGAGUGGGGCCGCUCCGCUGCCUCUGCUGUGGUGGUGAAUCUGGAAGCCGGAGUGAGGGCCACUCUGCAGGCUCUGCGGUGCAGCAGGACUCCCCACGUGCCUCCCAAACCCAAAAUGCAGGCGGCCCAUUCUCCCCCACAGCGGCCCACCUCGUUCCCCAGCCCUCGCCCCGCCACCCCCAUCCUUCCUCAGGACGUGGCUAAACAACAUGCAUCUCAUUCCUUCUUGGAGCGGGGACAGGCGGGAAGCUGACCCAGCGGUCCUCUAGGGAGGCAGGGUGCUCCCUCCUGCUGAUGGCGUGGGGGUCUGACCAGGCGCUGACGCCAUAGGCAGAGGUUGCUGGGGGCCUUGGGUCGGGCUUACCAAUCAGCCAGGACGCCCGGGGCCACCAGCGUGGCCACCACCUCUCCUUCCCUCUGCCCCCCCGGGAACCCUGCCCAUUCCUCACACCCCAGAGCGGCCUGGGACCCAGGCUGCCGCAGCCGAGUGGCCCAGCAGACACCUCCUCAGGCUUAAAUCUCAGGCUUCACGUUGUAAUGACGAUUGCAGUUUUAUUUUUGGAGAUGACACACCUACUGCUUCUUUUCUAGGAUAAACCUGAUUACUAUUUACUGGUGGAGUGCACAUGCUAGAAGUGGCUUCUGGCAGGGGAGUAUAUAAUGGAAGAAAUAUUAUGUAUCGAGAUUAUAUUUAUUUUCUAAAUGCUGUAAUUCGAAGCCAUUUCCAUAAAUCUAUUGAAGAAUUGCA